AUGAUUCUCAUUCCACCAUCCACUAUAUAUUGUUGCAAUACAGAAGCACAAAAUAGUGAAAAUUAUACAAAUUUGGUUGCAGCAAUUGAACUCAUUGACAGCAAACAAGUGCAUGCCAUCAUCGGAACAUUAACAUUUCAGGAAGCUGCUAUAAUCUCUGAUAUGGGUAAAGCCACCAAGGAUAUCCCUAUCCUAUCGCUAAUUUCACCGGCUUUUAUCCCGCCGGUAGAACCACUUCAACCGCCAUUUUUCAUUCAAAUGGCCAACGACGUCAACCUCCACAUGAAGUGUAUUGCCGCCAUUGUAGGCCACUUUAACUGGCGAAAGGUGACAACAAUUUAUGAAAACAAUAACGGUUUUUCCAGUGAUCCUGCAGGAACAAUAUUAACUCUCCUUUCUGAUUCACUCCGAGCUGUUGGCUCAGAGAUUGAACAACACUCAACUUUACCUUCCCUAUCUUCUCUGUCAUCAGACCCAAAAUCAGCCAUUGUAGAAGAGCUUAAAAAACUACAGAGCAAGAGCAACAGGGUCUUCGUAGUUCUUCUGUCUUCUAUAGAGUUAGCUAUUUUGCUUUUUGAGAAGGCAAACCAAAUGGGUAUGAUGGAAAAAGGCAACGUAUGGAUUGUAACAGAUGAGAUUGCAAGCCUUCUUGAUUCUGUUGAUUCUUCAAUCACAUACAACAUGCAAGGCGUGCUUGGUUAUAAGACUAUUUUUGAGUCUUCUAGUGAAAAAUUCAAGCAGUUUAAAAUCAAAUCCCGAAAGAAUUAUGGAAUGAAGUACCCAGAAGAAGAGAAAGCUAAUCCAAGCAUUUUUGCGCUUCGUGCUUAUGAUGCAACAUGGGCUAUUGCUCAGGCCAUUACGAUAUCACAAAGAAGGGAAACCCCAAAAACAUUAUGGGAAAAUUUUUUGUCCAAUAUCUUCGAAGGUCUAAGUGGCAAGAUAAUCUUCAAGAAUAGUAAAUUGUCAAAAUUACCCAUCUUUCGAAUCAUUAAUGUGGUUGGCAAAAGCUACAAGGAGAUAGCAUUCUGGUCACCAGAAUUUGGUUUCUCUAAGAACUUUACAGAGCAUGAUGGGGAGAAAGUACGAGUUUUUAAUGGUUCUAUUAAUGGAGUAAUGGGUCCAGUAUUUUGGCCAGGUGGCCAGCAAACAGUGCCAAAGGGUUGGACUUACGAUGUAAUUGAGGGGAAACCAUUGAAGAUAGGGGUUCCUGCCAGGGGUGCAUUUAAUCAGUUUGUGAGAUUAACUUAUGACAAGGAGACGAACAGAACAUUCAUCACUGGUUUUUCAAUUGAUGUGUUUGAAGCAGUUGUGGAACGUCUCCCUUACCAAUUGCCUUAUGUUUUGGUCCCUUUCAACCGAUCAUAUGAUGAUAUGGUGCAACUGGGCUUGGAUGGAGCAGUUGGUGAUAUAGAAAUCAUGGCAGAUCGAAUGCAAUAUGCAGAAUUUACUCUACCAUAUAUCGUAUCUGGACUUGUGAUGGUAGUCACUGUGAAACCAGAUAAGCUCAGAGAAAAAUGGCUGUUCUUCAAGGUCUUUACCAAAAAAAUGUGGCUACUCAUGGUGGCGAUGCAUCUAUUCAUAGGGUUAGUAAUUUGGUUGAUUGAAAAUGGAGGCAAUCCUGAAUUUGAGGGCUUCGGUGCUAUGCUUUGGUUUUCUGUCACUGUCCUUUUCUUCAUACAAAGAGAACCAAUUAAGAACAAUUUGUCUCGUUUUGUGUUGGCGCCAUGGUUUUUUAUGAUUCUAAUUGUUUCGGCCAGUUUCACAGCAAGCCUCACAUCCAGAAUGACUGUCUCUCAGUUUAAACCGUCUGUGCUAGAUAUUGAAACACUUCAAAGAACAAAUGCACCAGUUGGGUGUAAUGGGAAUUCAUUCAUUGUAAGAUAUUUGAUCAACGUCUUGAAUUUUAAGCCUGAGAAUAUCAGGGGAGUUUGCUCCAUAAACGACUGCCCUCAAGCGUUUGAGAGAGGGGAAAUUCAAGCAGCUUUUUUUGUUGGCCCGCAUGCUAAAGUCUUCCUUGCUAAGUACUGCAAAGGUUACACUGCAACAGAACCCACUUUUAGUCUGGUUUUCUCCAAAGAUUCUCCUUUGGUUUUUGACAUUUCAAAGGUAACCCUUGAAGUGAUACAGACGGGAGAAAUGCAACAACUAGAAAGAAACUUGCUCUCCUCUAAUAACUGCUCCUCUACGUCCAACUUGAACGUUGAUCCAGAAUUAGGCCCUGAGCCUUUCUAUGGCCUGUUUGGCAUUUCAGGUGCCAUUUCUGCGCUUGCAUUCUUAAUCACUGUGGCCAGUCUGAAGCGAAACCAACAGCUGAGAAUGCACUUCAUACCAGCAGCAUUCAUAGAUAACAGAGUUGUAAUAUGGGCAAUCAUUUUUCUCUCUCGAAUCUAUGUCAGGUGUCAAUCUCCCUACAGAAGAAGGAGCAUCGUAGUCCCUGUCCCAUAA
Molecule: messenger RNA, 2445 nt
Organism: Corylus avellana
Lineage: Eukaryota; Viridiplantae; Streptophyta; Magnoliopsida; Fagales; Betulaceae
Source: RefSeq, a predicted model, not a curated record